This is a messenger RNA of Scleropages formosus (Asian bonytongue), 2716 nucleotides long. It is a transcript of the gene shisa3, whose product is annotated as shisa family member 3. Lineage: Eukaryota; Metazoa; Chordata; Actinopteri; Osteoglossiformes; Osteoglossidae. The transcript is spliced from 2 exons. Bases 711 to 1571 code for a protein of 286 amino acids. The record is from RefSeq and is a predicted model, not a curated record.
GGAGAGCAGAUCCGCGAGAGCAGAGCGCCUCGUCACUCGGGACGCGCGCAGAACAAACUGCGCUCCUACGUAGCACUUCUGUUUCACAGCAAGGUGAGAAAUUAUUACAGUUUUCAAGGAGCGCGUGUUUGCAGGGAACUCGUAGCACGUCGGCGCGCGGAGUCGCUGCAAAGUGCGCGUUCAUCCCACGUCUCGACUGUCAAAACUGUCGGCGCAGCUGGAAAGUCAUUUAAAUAUUGUCCUAAUUCAGUCACACCGCGGCGGGUUUAUUCCCACUCGUGGGAAAUGUCCGAGGCAGCGCGAGCCGUGGCUUUUUAUCCGUUUUUUGUUCCUGUCACUCCGCAUUUGUGAUCUUCGGAUGGAUCCUUGGGGAUGGAGAGAAAUAUGACUUUCUCAUCGGGGAUUAUAAGAGAGGCGCGCUGAAGAUCUGAAGACUUUCACCCCCAAACAAAUUAAACCGUUAUAUUUGUUUAAUUGAGGAAAUCCAGAGAUUAAUUCUCUCCAGGACAUUUUCCCGAAAAGUCCAAUAUUAAGCAGCGCAGCGGAGUUCACGAGGGAAAGGGCAGCGCGUGUGAGGAUCAUACUAGUCGUCAUCAUCAUCACCACCACCACAAUCAUCAUCACCAUCAUCACAAUACUGUAGCCCGGGCCCGGCAUCGCCACCAUCAUCGCCACCAUCAUCGCCGACCUCCUCAUCCUCACCUCCCGGGAUGGUGCGGCUGCUCCCCUGCCUCCUGCUCGGGUACCUCACGUGGAUGCUGCGCGUGUCCGACGCCCAGGGGGAGUACUGCCACGGGUGGCUCGACUCCAGCGGGAACUACCACGAGGGCUUCCAGUGCCCGGAGGACAUGGACACGCUGGACGCGACCGUGUGCUGCGGCUCGUGCUCCCUGCGCUACUGCUGCGCGGCCGUGGACGCGCGACUCGACCAGGGCAGCUGUACCAACGACAGGGAGCUGGAGAACAGCCAGUUCGCAGCCCAGCCUAUCUACGUGCCGUUCCUGAUGGUGGGCUCCAUCUUCGUGGCCUUUGUCGUCAUUGGCUCCCUUGUGGCCGUCUACUGCUGCACCUGCCUCCGGCCCAAGCAGCCGACCCAGCAGCCCAUCCGCUUCUCCCUGCGUAGUUGUCAAGGCGAGACCAUACCCAUGAUCCUGACGACGGCACCACCCAGCUUGCGCACACCCUCCCGCCAGUCCAGCACCGGCACCACCAGCUCCAGUUCGGCAGGCGGAGGCAGUUCUGUGCGUCGCUUCUCCCUUGGGAGGGUGGAUGUGGCUCAGGGGCAGCAGCAGUCACAGCCGUCCUGCCUAGCAUCCACUCCAGCCCUGUCCCCGGCCCAAGUGCAACCUACACUACCUCCGCCCCCACCUCCUCCUUACUCUACCCCUACCUGCCUUCAAGGGGGUGUCUCUCACACCCACACACACACCCACACCACACUGCAGCUCCACCAGCCCCUACACCCAUCCCCGAGCACCGGCUUCCUCCUCUCCCAGCAGUACUUUCCUUUCCCCAUGCAGCCUGAACCCUUUUCUGCGACGAAGGGUUUUGCUGAUUUUGGGCAGAGCUGAUGGGCUCAGAACACCACCUCUACUGAAGGCUGCUGUCCUGCAGAAGAUCACCGCUGCAGGAGCGCUUGUUGGUGGACAACACUCCGAAAUUAAAGACAGAAGCAGGCCGGCGCGUCCUACCAUGUGGGAGGGAAAAACACAGCGGGGGUCCCUUUGAGCAGGAGGUCCAGGAGGCCUGAGACCGGGGCAGUCGACCGAGGGACUUCACCCUGGAGAUCACCCAGCAGGGAGAGGGGUCCAACUGAGACUCCUUUAGAGACUCAGGUACAGAGCAGGGGGAAUUCUGGGAGGGAAGACUCUCCCCACACCCAGGUGGUUGACAGUGCAAGAGUGCACUUUUUACACCAGGUGUGACUUGCUAUUUCUUGCUAUGUCUACUCGAGUAUGCACUUUUUUUAUUCAUUCUCUUAAACUACACUCUGUCCUUCCAUUAUUUAGCCUUUCGGGAUGUCAAAGAAAUCAGUCACAUGUUCAAAUGAGCCCAACAUUUUUCUCAUAUUCAUGGCAAAUAUUAAAAAUAAAUUUUUCGGGAGUUGGACCGAGUGACGAAUUUUGAGGGAAUAUAAAUGAUGCUGACAAUCUUCGUCCUUCAUAAGGAAGGGAAAAACUAAUAGAAGACCUAAUAAUUCCAGUAAAAGUAGGAGAACAUGGAAAACGGACGACGUCAGGGGCAUGGCUUGGCCAGCGGGUGGACGGAGGGACACAUGAGCCGUUUCCGUGACUCACCCGAGCUGCUCCGUUCCAUAUGUUCUGAGGGUAAAAAUGCGCCCGUAGUCACACGGUACCUUUCCACUGGGUCACUGCUUCAUAGCGGUCUUGUGCAACAACCGUCAUGGCUUAGGGUCACACCGAGGUGAGAGCGAAUAGCUGUCAUGGCGACAGAAGCAGCAAUGUACUCGGACAAAGUGAAGGGGAGUCCUUUGGAACGUGACCAUACUUUUGACCAUCACAAGCAGACAUAACAGUUGUGUUUAUGACACUGGCGCACCCACAGUAACAAGAUACAGUCUAGAAUAUUGGAGGGGGUGGAGGUUUGGUGGGGCCACAGAUCAGCAGGAAAAGUCUACUGGGGCAAGGCACUGACCUGGGACAUGAAACUGAAUAAUAAAUAACGCCCAAACAAGGCCAUCUGUUUGUCAGCAGUG